Molecule: messenger RNA, 1116 nt
Organism: Microdochium trichocladiopsis
Lineage: Eukaryota; Fungi; Ascomycota; Sordariomycetes; Xylariales; Microdochiaceae
Exons: 7
Coding region: 1-1116 (371 amino acids)
Molecular function (GO): FMN binding; oxidoreductase activity
Source: RefSeq, a predicted model, not a curated record
AUGGACGACCCUCACAUUAGCAAGCCUUUCAGGUUUCCCAAUGGUGCUACCAUCCGUAAUCGCCUCGUCAAAUCGGCCAUGGCUGAGGGUUACAUGAUACCUGACCUCCUGCCCAACGACUCGUACAUUAGGAAUUACUCGCGGUGGGCCCGCCCCGGCGUCUUCCUCGUUAACAACCCAGCUGUUUCGUACGAAGCCCAGCUCGAACGCCUCCGAUCCUUUACGACCGCCAACGGCAGCAAAAUCAUCGGCCAGCUCUGCCACCUAGGCCGCGUAGUAUUGAUCUUGCCCGGCCCCGGCUGGUGUAGUAAGAAGAACAUAGCCCCAAGCCCGCUCCGCAUGCCCAUUGGCGAGGGCUUGCCCAACAGGGGCCUGGCGGCGCUGCUCUUCGGUACGCCGCGCGAGAUGACGCGCGCCGAUAUCGAAGACGUCGUGGACAAGUUUGCUCGCGCAGCUAAGACCAUGGCCGAUGCCGGAUUCGAUGGCGUCGAGCUGUACGGCGCACACGGGUUCCUGCUCUCACAGUUCCUGUCGCGGACCGACGAUUACGGCGGGUCCGCGAUUAACCGGACUAGGUUCGUUACGCAGGUUAUUAAGGCGCUCAACUCUACCGAUUACCAGACUGAUCAGAGUGCCCCGGCGCUGCAGGAGGUAAACCAGCAGUUUGCCGCGAUUGCGGUAGUGGGGGUCGACUUUUUGGAAGUUAGCGGCGGGACAUAUGCUGACCCCCGGAUGGCCCGUGGUCCACCGAAGGCAACCCGCACCCAGGCCCGCGAGGCCUUCUUCCUGAAUUUCGCCAAGACCCUGCGCGCCUCGUUCCCCGACGUCCCGCUCAUGGCGACGGGCGGCCUGUGUAGCCGCGGUGGCAUGGAGGAAGUCGUGGCUGGCGGUGGUGCCGAUCUCGUAGGUAUUGGCCGCGCCUCGAUCCUAAGCCCCUUACUGCCCGUUGACGUCGUGCUCAACCGGGACGUCAAGGACACCGACGCACGUGUGGCGAUUCUCAAGUCGAAGGUGCCGUGGUAUUUGAACUUUGGGCCUGCUAUGGCAGACAAGCAAGGUCGCAGGAUCGGGCCAGGGACAAGGGCAGAUCAUAUAGAAGGCCAGAUGCAGGAUUAG